Messenger RNA from Pimephales promelas (fathead minnow), 2379 nucleotides. It is a transcript of the gene slc2a15b, whose product is annotated as solute carrier family 2 member 15b. Gene Ontology annotation, cellular component: plasma membrane. NCBI's taxonomy places the organism in Eukaryota, Metazoa, Chordata, Actinopteri, Cypriniformes, Leuciscidae. Gene Ontology annotation, molecular function: D-glucose transmembrane transporter activity. The record is from RefSeq and is a predicted model, not a curated record. Gene Ontology annotation, biological process: dehydroascorbic acid transport.
UGGUUAAACGUCAUAUACUCUUCCUCGUCUCUCUUAAAUGAGCAUCAUUAUUCAGCAAGUCUUCUUUCCCGAAAUAAUCUGCAUUGGGAUGCCGGUGGUAUAAAGCUUUUUAGGGAAAAACAAUACCCGCUGUCAUUCGGGUUUUAAUCAGAGGGUCGCUUUCUUUUGUGCUCAUAUGGCAGAGGAGGUUUUGAUAGAUCCAAAUGGGAAAUCUAGAGGGCAUCUAACCCCAUCCCUGUUGGCAGUGGCGUUCCUCUCUUCCUUUGGGAGCUCCAUGCUCUAUGGUUAUAACCUGGCUGUGGUUAAUUCUCCUGCUCAGUAUAUAAAGGACUUUUUUAACCAAACCAUUGUCAGGCGUAAUGGGUCAGGACUGGAUGAAGAGACUCUCACGCUUAUGUAUUCAGUCACUGUGUCUAUAUUUGCCAUUGGAGGCCUGGUUGGCUCUCUCACAGUGGGAAUGCAGGUUACCAGAUUUGGGAGGAAAGGGACACUGGUACACAGCACAGUUCUGGUGUUCAUUGCUGGAGGGCUGAUGGGUUUCAGCCGAUUAUGUGGAUCUCCAGAGAUGAUCAUCAUUGGGCGCUUCAUUACAGGGAUACAUUCAGGAAUAUCUCUCAGCGUUGUGCCAAUGUAUCUAGGAGAAAUUGCUCCAAAGAAUCUCCGGGGCUUCCUAGGGCUCGUGCCCAGCAUCUUCAUUUGUAUAGGAGUGUUUAUCGCUCAGAUUUUAGGACUCCAUGAGAUCUUGGGCAAGGAAGAGCACUGGCCUCUGUUUCUCUCCCUAGUCGUGGUGCCUACAUUCAUUCAGCUCAUGUUGUUGCCGUGGUUUCCAGAGAGUCCGAGAUAUCUGUUGAUUGAAAAGCGAAACAUUCAUGCCACUAUCAAAGCACUGAAGUGGUACCGUACCAAGUCUAACAUCCAGGCUGAAGUAGAGGAGAUGCAGGAAGAGCAGCGCUCUUUAUCCUCAAUGGACACUCUCUCAGUAUUGCAGCUCAUCAGGGAUCCCACUGUUCGCUGGCAGCUUGUUACAGUCAUUGUGGUCAAUGCUGGGAUGCAGCUGUCGGGAAUCGAUGCGAUCUGGUUUUACACCAAUACUAUCUUUGAGAAUGCUGGCAUUCCUGCUCCUCAGAUUCAGUACACAACCGUUGGCACUGGAGCCAUAGAGGUCAUCGCUGGACUCAUAGGGUGCUUUACUAUAGAGCGUGUGGGUAGGAGGCCUCUGAUGAUUGGUGGCUUCAGCUUUAUGGGCUUGUGCUGUGCGGGAAUCACUUUCUCCCUCAUGUUACAGGCUCAUUUACCCUUUAUGCGGUACAUCAGUGUGGCCUGUGUGGUUGGAAUCAUCGCUGGAUUCUGCAUUGGGCCUGCUGGUGUCCCAUUCCUCAUGACAGGAGAGCUCUUUAAACAAUCCCAUCGACCUUCUGCCUACAUUGUUGGAGGAUUUCUCAACUGGAUAUCAAACUUCACUGUUGGAUUUGUCUUUCCUUUCCUUCAGAUGUCAGCUGGAGCGUACUGUUACCUGGUGUUCUGUGGUGUGUGUGUGGGGGUGGCAGCCUACGUCUACUUCAUCAUUCCUGAAACAAAGAACAAAACCUUUGUGGAGAUCAGUGAGAUGUUCGCCUCAAGAAACGCUUGUGAAAUUGAAAACCAGCCGCUGGGAACCACUGACCAACUCAGGCUCAAAAAGAUGAAUGGGUAUGGAUCACUGGUGUCCGAUGUGGAAAAAAUGGACAGGAUAGAGAAAUAGUUGUGAAAAAAGAGGGCCGUAUGCUGUGUUCUGGUGCUACAAAACACUGUUCCGAGUGCUGUGAGAAUGCGAUGUUUUCAUUUAAGAAUUAUUAUGUGGAGUAUUUACUGCAGGUAUUUUGAAAGCCAUACAGUAGGUUGUGUGAUGAUCAGAAAAACUUCCCACGUCUAUCUGACAUAAAUUGAGCCUCAAGGGAAAUCAACAUCAGACAUUGUUGCCUGACUGUGUCAAAACUGCAUAUUAGAUGCAUCCAUUUGACAGUUUGUUUGAAGAUGUCAUCAAUUUAUUGAACGCUACAAAAUUUGAACUGCCUCUGAGCUUCAUCACACAAAGCUAUUGUAUACCUUGUGAAGAGCAAAAGUCAUAUGGACUACAUAUGGAAAAGUUUGGGAUUGGACUUUUUUUUUCUUAAGCUGCAUUUAUUUAUUUAUUCAAAAUACGGUAUAUUGUAAAAUAUUAUUACAAUUUAAAAUAACUGUUUUCUAUUUUAAUAUAUUUUAAAAUGUGACUUCUUCCUGUGAUGAAUUUACAGCAGCCAUUACUCUAGUCUUCAGUGUCACGUGAUCCUUUUGAAAUCAUUCCAGUAUGCUGAUUUAUAUUCCUUAAUAAUAAACAUUUCUUAUUGUUAAUGUUGAAAA